AUGGCCGCUGUUGCUCGCUCUAUCCGUCCCUCUGCUUUCCGGGCCCUCGCCCAGAGGCCUCUUGCCCCCUCCCUCGGCGCUGCGCCUGCUUUCCGCUUCCCGCGGGGAACCCGGAGCUUCUCGCAGAGCCCACUGGCUCAGGUGAAGAAGUACACCGAGUCGCACGAAUGGAUUGAGCUUGCCGACGGCAGCAACAUCGCCAAGAUUGGUAUCACCAAGUACGCCGCCAACUCUCUGGGUGACGUCGUCUUCGUUGAACUCCCGGAGGCCGAUCUCGAGGUCGGUGCCGGUGAGCCUGUCGGCGCUGUCGAGUCCGUCAAGUCUGCUUCGGAUGUGCUGUCCCCCGUGGCCGGCAAGGUCAUCCGGGGUAACGCCGUCCUGGAGGACGAUGCUAAGACCAUCAACGCCAGCGCUGAGGGCGAUGGCUGGAUUGCUGAGAUUGAGGUUGCCGAUGUCGCUGAGCUGGAUGCUCUGCUGGAUGAGGCAGCCUAUAACGAGACCCUCGACCAUUAA
This is a messenger RNA of Penicillium canariense, 513 nucleotides long. Its product is annotated as glycine decarboxylase subunit H. The transcript is spliced from 3 exons. The record is from RefSeq and is a predicted model, not a curated record. The coding region runs from base 1 to 513 and encodes 170 amino acids. NCBI's taxonomy places the organism in Eukaryota, Fungi, Ascomycota, Eurotiomycetes, Eurotiales, Aspergillaceae. Gene Ontology annotation, biological process: protein lipoylation; glycine decarboxylation via glycine cleavage system. Gene Ontology annotation, cellular component: mitochondrion; cytoplasm; glycine cleavage complex.